UGUGACUGUGUAGGUGUUGAAAGGUUGUUUUUAUUCCGUUCUCCGCUUUUUGAAUAUCAGACGAAUAUCGCUUUAAUAGCAAGUGUCAUCAACCUCAUGCUAAACUAGUGCCCUUUUAUUUCGACAGUGAAGUGUUAAGGUUUGCAUAACGUAGCUUUACAGUGUCUCUUCGAUAACGUGAAAUCGAGAAUUGGUCACAACCCAACAGCGUUAUGUUGAUUCUUAUCGCCUCGAUUUGGUAGAGUUGUGUGACCUUGUGAUUACUCCUCGUACCUAAUUUAAAAGGGAAAGCGUCUUUGAAAAAUGGCUACGGAGAGUUCGAGUCUAGAUAAGAGUUACUUUCAACAGUUUUGCGAUUAUAUGAAACGAGACACAAAAGGAGUGGAGAUCGCAACCUACACCAUUUCCGGAGUUCUUUUCGUCGUUGCCUACAACAAAAUCAGACCGCUAACUCGUUUCGGCAAACCGUCGGACAUCCCGAAACACUUCAUCCGUGAGCAACUCCCGCAGUACGGUCGCGUCCAAAAGAUCGAACCCUCCAUCCAGUCCGGUCCGUUGUUAAUCGUAAAACACCGACCCCCGCUAAAUUUGAUCUUCUGGUCUAGCAAAACGCUGCCGGUACGGGUAGCCGGCAUCGACAUCAACGCCAACGGUUACUCGUGGCUACAGUCGGUGGUGGUCAACCGUAAGGUUACAUUUGUUCCCAUCCAAGUGAACAGUGGGGCUGGUUUUGCCGAAUGUAGCGUCUGCUUCCAGGAAUUUUCCGCCGAUAAGAAACGUCUCCGUCAGGUGGACGUCGCACAGGCUUUACUUAAUCUUGGUUUCGCAAAGCUAGCCGUUCCGGCGGUGCCAAGGACGAAAAUCGUCAGCAAGGAUCCGUUCGAGCGGAAGGUCCAAACCUACUAUCGCACGUUGGCUCGGAGUGAAAGCUACGCCAAGGAACGCCGCACCGGACUGUGGCAGCAGGCACUUCCUCCGAAGCUAUGGCCGGUUAAAGUUUGGCAGGAUGCACUUGAUGGUCUAGUAUUGCGCAUGAUGCCAAAAACGCAUCGUUUGCCGGAGUUAGUGCGGUAGCUUCAAUCCGUUGGUAUCGCACGGUGACAACAGAUUUAUACACCUUACAGAAUAGUAUUUUCAACUCGGCACUGUUGAACAACGGUUUCGCGUUUUGAGUGCGGCACUGGACACUGGUACAGGUAACGUUUGCGUUAUUUCAGGCUUGUUAAUGUUUAGAGUUUUUAUAAAACCAUUCGCCCCGAGCGACGUGGAGCACAACGUUGAUUCCUAGA
Wyeomyia smithii (pitcher-plant mosquito) is the source of this 1289-nucleotide messenger RNA. Its product is annotated as protein C3orf33. The record is from RefSeq and is a predicted model, not a curated record. NCBI's taxonomy places the organism in Eukaryota, Metazoa, Arthropoda, Insecta, Diptera, Culicidae. The transcript is spliced from 5 exons. Bases 304 to 1074 code for a protein of 256 amino acids.